UGCCCGAGUUCCUCCGCAGGGUUGCUAAGCACGAAAGUUUCGUUUCGUUUUUCAGUCCAUGACAGCGACGGGCGGAGGACUGUGAGUGAAUUGCACUCUGUGAGUGAAAAGGGUUAAUAAAAAAAAUAAAAAACAAAAAAAGAACAGAAAGACGAUCGUUACCAAAACAGUAGAUGUCACCGUUUAUUUAAAGGUUUCAAAUAAGCAUCCCGUAGAACCCACUUAAUCUCCGUCCCUGGAAAAAUCUGGAGCUGCUUGACUGAGUUCACACCGGACGCCCACCUUGAACAGGACGAGGCUGAAGACGUUCACACUUUUUUAACUGGAAUCUUUAGGAAGCAAUUCUAAGUUGUCACUAGUUCACACUGGAGGCCUGACCAUCCAUCUUGCUCCAGCAACAGAAAGAACACAAGCAAGACGCUGCGCCAUGCACCUGGAAAUCAAGGUGGCUUUAAACUUUAUCAUUUCAUACCUCUACAACAAGCUUCCCAGAAGAAGAGCAGAUCUUUUCGGGGAGGAGCUGGAGCGCUUGCUCACUGAGCGCUAUGAGGGACACUGGUAUCCUGAGCGGCCACUCAAAGGAUCUGGUUUUCGCUGUUUGCACAUUGGGGAAAUGGUGGACCCUGUGGUGGAGUUGGCAGCCCGCCGGAGUGGACUGGACACGGAGGAGGUGCGGUCCAAUGUGCCACAGGAGUUGAGUGUUUGGAUAGACCCUUUUGAAGUUUCAUACCAAAUUGGUGAAAAGGGGGCAGUUAAGGUUCUUUAUUUGGAAGACACUCAAGCUGCCGCCGCCGCUGCUAGCACUGGACCCGCUGAACAAUGCUGCACUCUGGUCGAGUCCGAUAUGGAUAAAGAAAACAAAAGCACCAGUUUCAACCCCGACGCACAAGUCUUUGUCCCGAUUGGUGGCGGAGUCGAUGGAGGUGGACCAAUGGGUGGUGCCCACUCGCUGUCCAGCUCUCCUUCUCCUCCAAACAUGGCAGGCUCUGUAUUUGGUCACUCUCCCAGUCCCACCUCCUUCCUCAGCACUCCAGUCCGGGUGCCUCCCCAGCCUAUCACUUUUACCACCGCCAGUUUUGCCGCAACCAAGUUUGGCUCCACCAAAAUGAAGAAGGGAGGUGGCCAGCAGAGGGUGGUUCGCUCGCCCACCAAUGCAGCAACAGUUGGUGCCGGGUUGUCCAAACACAAGUCUCUGUCCCUUUCUCUCCACUCCCUGGGUGGCUUGGGGACAAGCAGCAGUAGCAGCAGCAGCCAGCUGUCGCCCAACGCAAAGGAGUUUGUGUAUCCAGGAUCCCCUGCAUCAAGUGCACCCGGCCCUGCUACAUCCACACUUUACUUUGACGGGGAAGCACACAGCAGCCAGUUUGCGGCCCCGUCCUCUUUUGAUCCAUUUGGCAGCACCACUAAUGGCAGCGGAGGCCUGGCUAACAGCCUGUAUUUGGAUAAAACUCCCUUCGUGGAUAGGCUGGGCUACAACCUCAACACCAUGCAGUAUCCAAGCCAAGCUUUCCAGCCAGUUGUUCUGGCUAACUAACUGACCACGUACGUGUUUGUUACACCUACCAAGUAUUACUAGACGAGUCAUUCAGAUUUUUUUUUUUUCUAAUACAAGAGCUUUUUGAUCACAGUUGGAAGAUGUUCUCUCUUUUUUCAAGAAAUACAUUGCAAAGCCAUGUUGGUUUGUUCGCCCCAAAACAAAUCGUUCUCCUUGUUUAAUUUUCAAAGUUUUUGAAAACCCGCCUUAAUUACACUGUUUAGCACCUCGGCAAUUUGACCGUCAGGCUGCCCAUGUUGGGCGUUACUGCCGUAUUAUACCGACCCCCAACCUUGUUUCCUUAUCUGACUCCAACUCGCUUUCCUGCAUGUUAAUUAUGUUGCCUAUUUAAGUGAUUGCAAGCAGUGCUGUCUGGUGAUGAUGUUGUUUGGGUGUCCCUUCCGAGUAUCUGAUAAGGACCCGGGGAGGAGUGCUGCAGACAAACAACAUCCACCCAGUGGAGAACUAGAGAGUUACGAUCUGAAUUGACCGGCCCAAACAAAUCAAAGCCCCCCACAAAUCUUUUACAUAGUGUUACAGAAUUGGCAGCUGCUUCGUGAAUUUUCUCUCUCUUUUAGUUUUCCUUCGUUCUCUCACAGCCUGGCUACAGGCAUCCAGACGGAACGGCUAAAGUCAGCCUUGCUGCUGUGCAGUAGAAAUUGCAGGUUAAGGCCGCUACUACUACAGUCUGUCUGUGUUUUGCCACUUUAUGGAACUACUGCUAAUGAGAAUUAAAUAUGGUUUCUUAUCGGCCCACACCUUCUAUUAAAGCCACAUUUUGUAUUGCGGCUCCUUCCUUUUUUGUAUUUUUUUUUUUUCUUUCUGGAUUAUUUUCAUCUCGGCACUUCUGUUUUUUGUGAAAGAUCCUUUGUAGUUGACACUUUCUUAUGAGGAAAUCUGCCUUUCAUCCUAUCUGCAGCAAAAGGCUGUGUGAGCACAUUGAGAAAUGUUGAGCUUGUGACACUUGAAGCAUAAGAGAGUUGAGGGUCUCGGCAAUGGGCCCUGCUAGUCAGGAAUUCUCAGGCCAGAGCAAAGAGAAAUUCACCGCUAGUGUCUUAGUUUGUCCUGAGGGUUCAGUCCCGUUUGAUUUAGUAAAGUGUGGGAAACACUGGCUCAUAGGUAGAGCGGCUAAUGGGGCCGACAGGAGCUUCUCGUGUGCCCAGGACUGCUCGGCCAGUUGUUCAUAGUUAGUAUUUGGGGACUGGACUGUGUGUGUUUUCACUGGAAAGGAGCUUUCAAUUCAGUUCAUCUGACGUUCAGUGGCUGCCAGUUCAUCAAGGGGCACACCACCCUUUAACCCCAUGCUAGCAAAACCUGCUUAGUGUUGCGCUGUGCCCACCCAGCCUUGUUAUUUCAUAUCUGAGUGCUUUUUGUUGCUCUGUAUCUCCAUCCAUCUUGAAUUACAGAGUCCUACCCUGCACACUAUUCUCUCUCUCUCUCUCUCUCUGCUUUUUCCUUCAUUUGCACAUGGUACACAAACCUGGCCUGGCACACCCAAGUCCACUGCUUCACCUGUUCUCACGCCAAGCCACCUCCCCUCCAUCUGUCCUUUGUUCAUGUUUACAGUGCCUGAGUGGUCCUGACCUACGCACUGUAGACUUGUGUGUCUGCUACACUAGGUGGUGACUGCACUGUUGUGAACACCUUGUUCUACCCACGCCCGUGGGCAGUGCAGAUUGUUAACUGAGCCCUUUCUGCCACAGUGCUUUACAUUUUGGUUUCCCUCUGAACGUUUUUUUCCUAAUAUGCAGAUCUAGCUAGCAGUGCAUAUCCAGGACUCUCUCUGCCAUAGUUUGCACGGUCUUCACGGUUGUUCAGAAGACUGCCAUUCGAGACGGCGUAAGGGUCUAUCUUUUGAUCCUUGGCCUCGACCAGUUGUCCCCAUGCCCUCCCCUUAUAACUCCCAGUUCUAUUCAGAAGCUGCUUUUUUUGCCAUUCCUUGAAAUCUGCACUUUUCUGCGCAUGAAUUCUUCACAAAAGUGACUAAAAACUCCAACCACCCCCCCUGACCCAACUGUGUACUUUAUGUUCUCUCGACCCCCUUUUUGAGUUUUUAGUUCAGACUUAUGUUUGUAAGAAUCAUUUGCUACAUUUGUAAAUGUGAGAGGUAUAUAUAUUUCUAACUUGCAUUAUUAUGAUUAAGAAACUUUCUUUUCACAAUUCAUUUUUAUUACACAGCAAAAUUAUUUUUUCAGAGAAGAAUAUAUAUAUAUAAAUGAUAUGAAAAUAAGUAGGAUGAAAAAUGUGAAAGUGUAUGAUCUUGUACAGAUUUAACAGAGUUAAAAUAAUAAUAAUAAUAAAGCCAGUUUCUAUAUAAAGGGUUUAUUUGAAAGUCAGGGGUCGCUUAAACACUAAUACUGUCCAUCUGGAAGACUUGAAUGUGCACUGACCCCACAGCCUCCUACGUCAAGUGAAUGUACAAUGAAGAAUUCUAAAUAGAUAAGUCACUAAGCUGUUAUUUAUGCACGACGCACAAAAACGGAUCCCUGCCUGAUGUAUUUAUUCCUCUUGGAGCCAGCGCCACCGAUUUCUUGAAACUCCCCCUGUAGCCGUCCCAGCUGGUCUCGCACUCUUCAUUUCUGUACCAGUCUUCAAGCUGUAAAGGAGACGGCGCCAGGUGCUGCAGUAACGAGAGUCGCCACACACUGCACGGCGGCGGAGUGAGGCUGGCCGUUAGUCACAGUUACUCUUCAUAUGUUGGCACCCACACGCUGUACGUACACGUGGAAGGGGCGAUUGGUAUUUGUACAGAUUUCAGCCAUUUGCAUACACGUUGAAGUAUUUCAGAUCUACCAAAGGGUUAAGUAGUCUCCAUCCACCUCCGUUAAACAUUUACACUUUUGAUUGUUGAUGUUAACCCUGCAUUUUUUAAUUUGGAACUGUAGAUACAAAAAUGAGCAAAUCUUGAACCGUUAACUUGCACAAAUGGAAUGCAGAUUGGCCAAACCUGGAUAUCGCUGGUCCGAUUCUUGGUGCGUCACUGGGCUCAAAAGAACCCAAAACAUGACAUUUUUUUUUCUUCAUUCCUUCCUGCCUAAUGGGAUUCAGUGGCUUACUCUUUUGAAGAAUACGUGUAUCUCCCCGUUCCUGACUAUGUGGCCUGCAGGGUCAGAUAAUUGACCGAGCCCUGCAGCAUACUUUUAAAAUUGCGAAGAAUGUACAAGUCUUCACUGAAGAUUGUGUCUUUUUCGGUAAGGUUGUAAUCCCCCCCGUGCUGAUGAAGUGAUUGUGUACAGGCCUGUGAUUCAUAACUGUGUUCUUUAUUGCUUGUGUCUGGCCCCAAGCCUUUGUGACUAGUCUGGGCAGUGGUUGGCACACAACAUGGCGACUCGGUACGGUAGUGGUGGUCAGCUUCUUGGAAAUAGUCACACAUCUUGGUCUCGCUCUGUUGGAGGCAAACUUUAUUAUUUGAAUUUUUUUUUUUUCGUUCUGCUCUUGACUUUCAAAUAAUUACCCUUUUUGCGCUUGCGCACUCUCUCACUCUCUAUAUAGUAUACAUGUAUAUGAAAAAUUGCAAAGUGGUAUAAAUGGGGAAAAGCUUUAGUUUUUUAGUUUGCCUUUAUUGUUUUGUUUUCAAUGCAGGAAGCAGAUUAUUUUCUACUGAGGAUUUCAAACUUUUUAUUUUAAAGAAAUAAAAUCUCAUUUGUGCUAUUAUGCAGUGUAUAGAGCUAACCUAAUGGAAAGUGAUGGAGCAUUUGGUCCACUGCGCAUUGGCCCAACUGUGUAGUUCCUAUUUGUCUUUACGCCUUUUUUUAAGUUUGUAUUAAAAAAGAAAAAAGCAUGAGAAUAAAA
This is a messenger RNA of Polypterus senegalus (gray bichir), 5326 nucleotides long. Its product is annotated as protein Tob2. Gene Ontology annotation, biological process: regulation of gene expression. The coding region runs from base 428 to 1534 and encodes 368 amino acids. The transcript has 2 exons. NCBI's taxonomy places the organism in Eukaryota, Metazoa, Chordata, Cladistia, Polypteriformes, Polypteridae. Gene Ontology annotation, cellular component: nucleus; cytoplasm. The record is from RefSeq and is a predicted model, not a curated record. Gene Ontology annotation, molecular function: transcription corepressor activity.